UAUUGAUUAAUGACUGUCAUUGCUACUUCCAGAUGUCCACUGCUAAAGUAGUUGCUAGGUAGCAGCUAAGAAUCUAACCUCAUCUAGCUAAAACAUGACAAUGUCCAUAAAGUAUUUAAUAUUGGACGGAUGGUCAAAAUAUUUGACUAGAUGUAAAUCAGGAUGGGAGGAGACCACGGGCACAAGCUGCACAUGCCAGACUACAAGCAGUGGAAGGUAGAAGGAACACCUCUGGAGUUCACCCAGCAGAGACUGGCAGCCAGAGGACUGAAGGACCCGUGGGCCCGUAAUGAAGCAUGGAGGUUCAUGGGAGGUUUCAGUCGUCCCAUAACCCUGGGAGAUGUGUUGCUGAGGGGAUUUAAAUGGGGCUUUGCUGCCUUUGCCGUGGCUCUGGCUGUAGAGUACACUCUCUUCCCACCAAAGAAGUCUGACCACUGACACCCUGACCCACGCCAGGAAGCAUUUCCAAUGUAUUUUCUGUAUAAUAAAUGUUGAGUGAUUUGAU
Messenger RNA from Esox lucius (northern pike), 505 nucleotides. It is a transcript of the gene ndufb3, whose product is annotated as NADH:ubiquinone oxidoreductase subunit B3. NCBI's taxonomy places the organism in Eukaryota, Metazoa, Chordata, Actinopteri, Esociformes, Esocidae. Bases 163 to 438 code for a protein of 91 amino acids. Gene Ontology annotation, biological process: electron transport chain; mitochondrial respiratory chain complex I assembly. Gene Ontology annotation, cellular component: mitochondrion. The transcript is spliced from 3 exons. The record is from RefSeq and is a predicted model, not a curated record.